AUGGCCCAGGAACAAACAUCCAUGUUUGAAGAUCUCCCCAUUCACAAGUCUAUCAACAGCUAUUCCAUUUUGGUGAAUGGAGGAUUAAUAAAACGACCCGGCUGGGACGGACAACUUCGUCAGACUGAUACCUUCUCAUUCCCAUUCUUCAAAAUCUCCACGCGACACGCGCAUAUGAUCAACGGUCUUCUGCUAGACCAUGCCUUCCACGGCUUAACAGUCAUUUUCAACAAAAAGGCUACGUUUUUGGAUCUCCUUGAAUGGUUCUUGACGGAACCUUGUGAAGUUGGCAAAAGGCUGGGUGGACAACACCACGCAGACCAGAUGAGGUAUCUUGCGCGAUUGACCGCCUUGAUGUAUGCCCAAGGGCGAAAUAUCACACUUUGUAUCACAAACAAGCCAGUCAGCAACCAUAUUGACAUCGAUAGUUAUAAAAAGCAGAACAAUGCUGCCGCACGGUGGCUUGAGGGCCUUGAGACGAGCCCUGCCGACAAAGAAGAAGCCAAAGACAACCGAGAACAAGGCCCCGAUGCCAAGAUCGAUGCAAACCAACAGGACACAGUCUAUAUACAAGAUGAGGCGAAUGGAGAAAGAGUCAACAUCGAGGAGUACCCUAUUGAGCUUGAUCCAACUGCGAGGUUUGGAGAUGGCUCCCGGGAAGAUCGACUGGUUGCCAUGGUCUACGAACAGCUUGCAGAUCAAUGGGACUCACCGGACCUGGAUCCCAAGAUCCUGUCGCGAGCGCGAGUUACGACCCAAGACGUGAGCGAAUCACUAGUGAUGCUUCAUGUCUGGCUUAUAAACGGGCAAUUGGAUGAAAACAAAGAACUGCCAGGCACAGACAGACAGAAAAGAUUGCUCCUGCGAUAUCAGUCACAACAAUCCCCUAUACUCUUCUGGCUGUUCAUGAAGCAAUUUAGACAUCUGAUUUGGAAGACGGAACUCAAAAGAGGAAAAAGCGGCGAUGGCUUUGCUGGGGAAGGCCCUGAAGAUGAGUUUCUAAAUGAUAUGACAACGCUCGAGCCUCAUGAUUUGAACAUGAAGAUUCAGCAAAUGUCCGGAGGGCAAACCCAAUGGAGCAACUAUUAA
Fusarium musae is the source of this 1089-nucleotide messenger RNA. RefSeq lists its product as uncharacterized. The transcript has 3 exons. NCBI's taxonomy places the organism in Eukaryota, Fungi, Ascomycota, Sordariomycetes, Hypocreales, Nectriaceae. The record is from RefSeq and is a predicted model, not a curated record. The coding region runs from base 1 to 1089 and encodes 362 amino acids.